This is a messenger RNA of Papaver somniferum (opium poppy), 1346 nucleotides long. Its product is annotated as hydroxyethylthiazole kinase-like. NCBI's taxonomy places the organism in Eukaryota, Viridiplantae, Streptophyta, Magnoliopsida, Ranunculales, Papaveraceae. Gene Ontology annotation, biological process: thiamine biosynthetic process. Gene Ontology annotation, molecular function: magnesium ion binding; ATP binding; hydroxyethylthiazole kinase activity. The record is from RefSeq and is a predicted model, not a curated record. The transcript is spliced from 2 exons. Bases 164 to 1021 code for a protein of 285 amino acids.
UCCGUGUUUGUGGUUCCAAGGAGGAGGGAGGAAAAUCCAAAAUCCCCUAUUUCUAUUUCGACUCCUCCUCUCCGCCAAAUACAACUAGAUUUCUGCCCAGAUUUAUGUUCCCACUGCAAUCGACAGCGCCUCUGAAACCAAAUCAGAGACAGUGAAUCCGACUAUGGGAAACAAAAAUCAAUCACUAGAAGAAGAAGAAGAUUGGGGGAUGAAGUCAUGGAAGAACCUUGAAAAAGUAGGAGAGAAAUCACCACUGAUUCAAUGCAUAACAAAUUAUGUAUCCAUGGAUUUAGUGGCUAAUACUCUGUUAGCAUCAGGUGCAUCACCAGCAAUGCUUCAUUGUUUACAAGAAAUCCCAGAUUUCACACCUCAUGCCGAUGCUCUGUGUCUGAAUGUUGGUACUUUAUCACCGGACUGGCUUCCUUCAAUGAAAUCAGCUGCUGAGUUAGUUAAUGAAUUGGGGAAACCAUGGGUUUUUGACCCAGUUGCUGUUUCUGCUUCUGAUUUUCGACUCAAGACUUGUAUUGAGCUUGUGGGUCUUAAACCUGCUGUUAUACGUGGUAAUGCUUCUGAAAUUCUUGCUCUUGCUAAUGCUUCCAGAGAUACCCACACGAGUAAGGGGGCGGACAGCUCACAUGGGUCAAUGGAUGCAAUAGAAGCAGCAAAAUCCUUGGCUAUAGCAAGUGGCGCAGUCGUUGCAGUAUCCGGAGCAGUUGACAUAAUAACCGAUGGGCAGCGUUUGGUUGGUGUACAUAAUGGAGUAGCCAUGAUGCAACGGAUCACAGCAACUGGUUGUGCUGUUACAGCUCUCAUCGCAGCAUUUGUUGCAGUAGACCCCUUGCAUGCUUUCGAAGCCACAGCUUCAGCGCUUUCUAUAUUUGGUGUUGCUGGUGAGAUAGGAAUGGACAUGGCCGAAGGUCCAGCUUCACUACGCAUGCACUUAUUAGAUUCAUUAUAUGGGCUUGAUCAGGCUACUAUCCUUUCUCGGGUUAACAUCAGUUGCAUGAGUCGAGCGUCAUGAAUCACUAUGAAAGAAAAUAUGUUAAUUCCCUCAAGUCUUUAGCAUACAGCUCUGUUAAUAAUGUUAGUCUAUAUACAAUUAACCUAUCAAAGCUUGGUUUAAACAUAUGACAAUUCUUCUUUAGUUCCCCAGGCCCCUCAGCAUUCUGUGUAAAAAUAAUAAAGUGAAAGAUUUAAAGUUUGGGUUUCACUUUUUAGUAGAAUUUUCAAGAGUAGGAAAGAGGUUGUCUCUUAUUAUUUUGAACCUUCUUACAUCUAUGUUUGCAUAUGUUUAUGCCAUAUAUACCGAAGCAUAAGGUCCAGAGAGAGACCGACUUCUUUGAGUA